AUGGCCAGGGCUCACUUCCUGCUGGUGAACCGGGAGCAAAUCACUAAAAGUGUUGUACUUUCACUGGUCCGCUUCUGUUCGUCUUUUACUCGCAGUUUUUUCUGCCAUGUUUUCCACAAAAUAUUUCAUCACUACAGAAUUAUAUCACUAACUAAGCCUCCUAUUAUACACGCCGUGUUGAAUGCUGUUUACAUUUGCAAAAAACCCGCACCCGGAACAAAAGACGCGGACACUUCUAAGAGUAAGAAACUUUGAACUAUAUUUGAUUUUUACGAUGUCCUCGAUUUGCUCAGCCUCCAUCCAGGCCCAGGCCGCCGCGACAGUUCGAGCGUCCACCUCCAUGCUACCACGAGAGAUACUAGAGCACUUUCAAUCAUAUUGCCCGCCUUAUCCAGGCGCGUGGUCGUGCCACAAGGGAAGUCAUUCUCUUCUGU
Molecule: messenger RNA, 434 nt
Organism: Amoebophrya sp. A120
Lineage: Eukaryota; Dinophyceae; Syndiniales; Amoebophryaceae
Source: the annotation of a GenBank genome assembly